Molecule: messenger RNA, 2093 nt
Organism: Xenopus laevis (African clawed frog)
Lineage: Eukaryota; Metazoa; Chordata; Amphibia; Anura; Pipidae
Gene: aurka.L
Product: aurora kinase A L homeolog
Biological process (GO): mitotic centrosome separation; mitotic spindle organization; mitotic cell cycle
Cellular component (GO): cytoskeleton; spindle; centrosome
Molecular function (GO): protein serine/threonine kinase activity; protein kinase activity; protein serine kinase activity
Source: RefSeq, marked provisional
GGAGAAGGAAGGAAGUAAGUGGCUGAGCUGCUGGGGGGGAAGACAGAGGUGCGUUCCAGUCGUGUGGGAAGAGGGAGCCUCAGGUUUUUGCGUCUGCAGCUAACCUUGCCUUGCCUUGCCUCGCCUGGAACCUAACUAUCUGACAGUUGCUACAGACUCGGCCUGCACAUUUAGCUGCCAGGCAUUCAUAAUGGAGCGGGCUGUUAAGGAGAACCACAAGCCUUCUAAUGUGAAGAUUUUUCACCCCAUGACUGAGGGAGCUAAACGUAUCCCAGUUAACCAGCCGCAGAGCACUCAGUUUAGGCCUCCUGGGACUGCAGUCUCUGCCCAGAGGAUAUUGGGUCCCUCUAAUGUGCCGCAGCGAGUGUUGGCUCAGGCUCAGAAACCUAUUCUGUCCAGUCAGAAGCCAACGACUCAGAUCCCCCUGCGGCCAGCAACUCAAGGGCAUCAGUCCAGCAAACCACAGGGACCAAAUGAGAAUCGCAAUCCACAGCAGACAAGCCAUUCCUCCACUCCAAAUGUGGAAAAGAAAGGAAGCACCGAUCAAGGAAAAACUUCAGCUGUUCCCAAAGAGGAGGGCAAAAAGAAACAAUGGUGCCUGGAAGACUUUGAAAUAGGGCGGCCCCUGGGCAAAGGGAAGUUUGGAAAUGUUUAUCUGGCACGCGAGCGGGAGAGUAAAUUCAUCCUGGCGCUGAAAGUCCUGUUUAAAUCCCAGCUAGAGAAGGCGGGCGUAGAGCACCAGCUACGGCGGGAGGUGGAAAUUCAGUCCCAUCUCAGGCACCCCAAUAUUCUCCGGCUCUAUGGCUAUUUCCACGAUGCUUCCAGAGUCUACCUAAUCCUGGAUUAUGCCCCUGGUGGGGAGUUGUUCAGAGAGCUGCAGAAAUGCACAAGAUUUGAUGAUCAGAGAAGUGCCAUGUACAUCAAACAGCUGGCAGAAGCCCUCCUGUACUGUCACUCCAAGAAGGUGAUACACAGGGACAUCAAGCCAGAGAACUUGCUGCUUGGCUCCAAUGGAGAACUGAAGAUCGCCGACUUUGGCUGGUCUGUGCAUGCUCCAUCCUCCAGGAGGACCACUCUGUGUGGAACACUGGACUAUCUACCUCCUGAGAUGAUCGAGGGCAGAAUGCAUGAUGAGACGGUGGACUUGUGGAGUCUGGGAGUUCUCUGUUACGAAUUCCUCGUAGGGAAACCUCCGUUUGAGACUGACACCCACCAGGAAACCUACAGACGUAUUUCAAAGGUUGAAUUUCAAUAUCCGCCAUAUGUAUCGGAAGAGGCAAGAGAUCUUGUCUCAAAGCUGUUAAAGCACAACCCAAACCACAGGCUGCCACUGAAAGGGGUUCUCGAACAUCCAUGGAUCAUAAAAAAUUCUCAACUCAAGAAGAAAGACGAGCCCCUUCCAGGCGCCCAAUAGGAAAUCUCCUGAGGCUCCGACUCUCUUCCCAAAUGUGAGAAGGCAUAACCGUUUGCACCUGCUAGAUAACGCCUCUUAUUUUUAAUUGGGAGGUGGCUAAUCCUUCCAAAAGUGAGGGGUGAUCAUGAUCUGGCAACUCAUUGCUCAGUAUUUGCUUAUUGACUCAAACACAAGGCAAUGUACCACGGAACACUCAGUCUUAUGUGGCUUCUGUGAAAAGGACUGAUCUAGAUUUGGAACAACGGGUACUUGCAAGGCCUGGUGCUUAAUUUCCACAACCACUGCUCUGCUGUUGGCACAGGUUCUCUUUAUAUCUUGAAGGAUAUUUUUACACAGACCCGGCAGUCUGUAUAUGCACUGAGAACUGUAAAAUCUGCUAUUUCCGACUGCUACAACAAGCAAGUUAUUCUCUACUGAAUGCUGUAAUAUACGGAGAUUCUGAGGUGCAAUAGCGAUAUGAAUACCUGGGUAUAUUUAUUAGGCUGCUAAUAUGGCUGUCACCGUACAACGCUACUUGAAUACUGAGUGAAUGUAAAUACAUAUUCUGUAUUAAUCUCGUAUGUCCUUUUAUAUGUAACACUUUUUAAAAAGGCAAAAAAUCUGUUCUAAGAUGUUCCUUUUUUUUUUUUUUUCUUCUUCUGUUUAAAUGUUUUAAAAUAAAGCUUUGAUUAAAAAGAAA